Elgaria multicarinata webbii is the source of this 1830-nucleotide messenger RNA. It is a transcript of the gene REL, whose product is annotated as REL proto-oncogene, NF-kB subunit. Gene Ontology annotation, cellular component: cytoplasm. NCBI's taxonomy places the organism in Eukaryota, Metazoa, Chordata, Lepidosauria, Squamata, Anguidae. Gene Ontology annotation, biological process: innate immune response; cellular response to stress; response to cytokine. Gene Ontology annotation, molecular function: DNA-binding transcription factor activity, RNA polymerase II-specific; RNA polymerase II cis-regulatory region sequence-specific DNA binding. The record is from RefSeq and is a predicted model, not a curated record. The coding region runs from base 1 to 1830 and encodes 609 amino acids. The transcript has 9 exons.
AUGCUGUGUUUUUCCUUUCUUUCUAAAGGUGGUCAUGAGCCAUACAUUGAAAUAUGUGAGCAGCCUAGGCAGAGGGGGAUGCGUUUCCGGUACCAAUGUGAAGGGAGAUCAGCGGGCAGCAUUCCCGGAGAACACAGCACCGAUAUCAACCGGACUUUCCCAUCCUUACAGAUUUUGAACUACGUUAAGAAAGUAAAAAUCAGAAUAACGUUGGUAACCAAGAACGAGCCCUACAGGCCUCAUCCCCAUCGGCUGGUCGGAAAAGACUGCGAAAACGGCUACUACGAAGCUGAAUUUGGGCCGGAACGCAGAAUCCUGAUUUUUCAGAAUCUGGGCAUCCAGUGUGUGAAGAAAAAAGAGAUCAAAGAAUCCAUCAUCUCCCGCAUUGCAAAGGAGAUCAACCCCUUUAGUGUAUCUGAAGAGCAGCUGCUGGCCUUCGAAGAGUACGACCUCAGCGUAGUGAGGCUGUGCUUCCAGGCUCUCCUUUGCGACGAACACGGCAACUGCACCUUCCCUCUGCCUCCCGUCAUCUCCAACCCUAUUUAUGACAACCGUACCCCCAAGUCUGCAGAACUGAGAAUUUGCCGUGUGAACAAGAAUUGCGGAAGUGUGAAAGGAGGAGACGAAAUUUUCCUCCUGUGUGACAAGGUUCAGAAAGACGACAUCGAAGUGAGGUUUGUCACGAAUGACUGGGAAGCCAAGGGGGUUUUCUCGCAAGCGGAUGUGCAUCGCCAAGUUGCUAUCGUCUUUAGGACCCCUCCCUUUCACAGAGACAUCUUCGAACCCGUCACGGUGAAGAUGCAGUUGCGGAGACCCUCGGAUCAAGAAGUCAGCAACUCUAUGGACUUCAGAUACCUGCCAGAGGAAAGAGAUCCUUAUGGCCAUAAGGCAAAAAAACAGAGGUCCCCAAUGGCUUUACAAAAGCUCAUCCAAGACUAUGGUCCGUAUGAGAGGCCUAAAGCUGCUGCAUUCCAGACUUCCACCAAUGAAGGAAAGAUAAUUAAGAAAGAACUGCAUAUGUUUCACCCCCAACCUGAAGUUGUCACCCCAGUGCAGAGAACAACUGUGAACACCCCUCCAGUGCAGUCCUUUUAUCCCCCUCCCAUCAGCAACCUCAGUCCCAACGGACGCCCGACCCCACCUUUACAGAUGUCGGGGCCCAUAAAGCAGGAUGGAGCCCUUCCACCAUGCUGGCGUUCCUCAGCUUCGCCCCUCAGUGUUUUCCUGCAGCAGAGCAACUCCCUGGGAGAUGCGUUGCAUCUUCACAUGCAGAAUGGCGUUUCUCCAUCACCGGGGCCGGAAAAUAGCCUGAAAUGGCCCAAUCAAAAGGACAGGAACAUGUACAGAGGCUUCCUCGGUGCAAGGAAUGGCCAGGCAGCAUCAUUAUCGUCAUCGCCGUCGCCAUCCAUGUCUCAUCAAGACAUGUUGAAUGUCUCCAGCACUGUCUCCAGCCAGCCUAUUCAUCCUGUCAAUGUCGAGAUGCCCAAUGGCAUCAGCAUGGAGAUGGAAGAAGCCAGGUGCCCAAGCGUAUCCCUGGAAAAGGGGUCCUUCACGCAAGUUCAAAAUCCGAGUGAUCCUAGGAGGCAGGUCCAGCCAUCGCUGCAUCCUGGUACGUCAGGAGCAGCAGAUUACAGUUCAUCUUUGAAUUCCAGUACCUUUGAGACGAUUAAUUUCCACUAUCUGGAUAGCCUCAAUGACAUGAGACCACCUAGCAACGCUGCCCUUCAGAACCCGACCCAUAUGUCUCAUAACCAGUUCUUUAGUCCAUAUAGCACCCAAGACGAAGAGUUCCUCGACUCUUUUGGGGGAAAUUUCGAUGGCAUACUUUAA